Molecule: messenger RNA, 4169 nt
Organism: Corvus hawaiiensis (hawaiian crow)
Lineage: Eukaryota; Metazoa; Chordata; Aves; Passeriformes; Corvidae
Gene: WTAP
Product: WT1 associated protein
Exons: 3
Coding region: 2547-3527 (326 amino acids)
Biological process (GO): regulation of alternative mRNA splicing, via spliceosome
Cellular component (GO): nucleus
Source: RefSeq, a predicted model, not a curated record
CUUAUAUUAAUAAAUUGUCAAUGUGUUACCAAGCCAUUUGUAAAGCUCACUAUAAUGUGUUGAAAGAGACAUGCCAUGCACAUUGCUUGUUUCUAACUUGGAGUUGAGAAAAUUAUUUAAUACGUUUAGAUACAGGUUGGUUGUUUUCUAAAGUCCUCAGGCUCUAAAUGUGUGUGCAACUGAGGAGAGACAAGUAACUUGUGACUUCCUUUCAAACUCAAGUGUCAAAACGUUAUUUCUGUAGCAUCAUACAUAAUUUGCAUCAUAUAAUUUUAAGUCAGUGGUGUGAAUGUGCAUAAUUCAUACAUGCAGUGGCUGGAAUAUAGAAAGUUAGAGUUAUUGCCUGGUAAAUAAUUGAGGCUGUCUUUGUUAACUGGAUUAAGAUUUUACUGGUUUUUACUUCUUGAAAGGUAAAGAAAUUGGCUCAUGUAAAAUAUUUGUAGUUUUUUCUCAUUCUUUGCAUCUUGCACCCCCCUUCUUAAUAGCAUUAAUUGCCCAUCCUUGUACACAACUACUCAUUUCAUGGCAUCUGGCUUAGUUUUUGAAAGAGUCAGUGGUCCUAUUCACAUCCUAAACAGAUGUUCUUGGGGUGGAUAACAAGUUAACUGCAGCCCUAAGCAGAGUUAGUUCUGGACCUUAAUGUAGAUAAGGCUGUGCAGCAUAAACAUUGCUGAUGUCUGGAGGGGGAAAUAAAAGGGCACGUAAUCAAAGGAAUGGCUAUGCUAAGCCAUUUUAACCAUCAUUAAGCGGAGUAUAAACUUGGAAUAAAAAUUAGUUGAAAUGUCAUUUUGCAGUAAACCUAGUACAACAAACUCUAGUCUUCUGAAAUUUAACCACUUACAUUCUUACAGGUUUUGUUGCCUGUAUGUUCCAGAGGAUUUGUGAAAACAAUGCUGAACUUAGUUUUACAGUUAAUAGGAAUUAUUUUAAUAGUUACUGGAUUUGAUGUUCUUGAAUGUGUUGUCUUUUUUGUAAAUUGUAAGGGUUACUCUCUACUAGCUCAGAACAUCUGGAAAAAUUUUGAUGGGAAGAAAUAGCAUUAUAGGUAACUAUGCAAAUUUCUAUACAGGUAAUAAAUAUUUUACAUUUUGGCAGGAAUUAACUUGAAGAUAUUAAUGGGAUUCUAAAAUUGUCCCAAUUCCAAGGUAACUGGUACUUGCUGAUUCUGCAAUUGAUGUUGGUUUGUGAAGAGAAAAGCAUUAAAUGACUCUAAGCAUUGUAAACUUUUUCUACUUGUAGUGAUGAUGAAUACAGUAACAGGAAUUUGCAAAUGGCUAAAAAUCAUGUCUGCCUAAUAACUUUUGGGAUCUGUCACAUUGGUUAUCUCCAAAGUGGUCCUGCUUUACACAGAAUGAACAUCUCUAAGGAAACUUGCAUCUUAAAUGUGCGACUUGGACUGUAUUAGGUCAGCACAAUUUAAACUUCAAGGACUUGGCAUUGGACAUCACAUCAAGAAAGAAAACAGGCUGCUGCCUUUAGCAGAGUUUCAGGCCUCCAGGACUUUACACAGCCAGAUUCCUUGUGGAGCAGCCCAUCUGAAAGAUUUGGGAAAGUCAGUUGAAAAAUGUUAAAUGGGGCAGAGUUGGCAGAACUUAAAAGUUGUCUAAGGCUUGAGUGGUCAGAAGGUAGUUAAGGAAAUUGCUGUUUUAAAUUUGUCUGGUUGGGUAUUUUGGUUGCAGGAGAGAACUGUGGCUGUGAUUGUAGCAGAAAUGUCCUGUUCUACUUUUUUAAUUCUCAAUUUUUUUUCCAGUAUUUGUCACUUGUUUAAAAGCAUACAAAAAAUUAAAUGACCUUCUUGGUCUUGAAAAGUAAUGCAAGUCUUGCUAUUGAAUUCACAAUAAAACUGUUCAAGUUCGGGGGUUUUGGCAGAGCUUACACUUCUAUAGAAAAGAUGACAGCUUCAUUGUGGUGCUGAGCCUAUGAAAAGGAGAACUGUUUGGGGAUGCUAUCCUGACUUGGCAGACUAAGAGUCCUAGAGGACUUCAAUUUUUCUUUUGUGGAGUCAGCUGUAUUGCCUAUAUAUUAAUUUGCAUACUACUUCCUAUAAUGCUUUACAAUGAGAUUUUUAUCAUGAAGAUUAAAGAUGUGUAAUGUUACCAAUUUAGUAAAGGAAAUCCUGUCAGUUCAAAGUAAGUUUUCCUACCUGUUCCACAUUUCCUUCAGAAACUGAACAGCCUAAUGAUCAUUACUUAUGAUCUGAAAUACGUAAUUUUAAAGGAAGUAGAUAUACACCCUUUCCUUGAUGUCCUUCCAACAUUUAGCUACAUCUUCAUUCCUCCUCACCAUACAAGAUGUACUUAAGAAAUGCUGACCAUAGAAAUCAUGAAGCAGACACUGCAUGUGACUGUCAAACAUAUAAGCUGAGUUGAAAAACAGACAUCUCGUUUUUUAAACAAGAGUACCUGGACAGCAUUCAAAUGAAUGUUUAAACCUCUUAAAGAAAAAUGGAUGUCAGUAUGAAAAAUGAACAUGAGAUUUAUUAUUUCCCCCAAGCAACUUCCUUUUCUUCAUUCAAAUUCAAUUACUAAAUUUCACUAGUACAGCAAAUGGGGAAUGAUUUUGCUUAUAAUUUGCUGUGCAAUCCUUGCUCUUUUGAAUUGCAAAGCACAUCUUUAAUCAAAUAUGUAACUCCUUUAAGAAUUAGUACAUGCAAGAUUGUGCAUAUUGAUAAUCCAGAUGUUGGUAUCAGAAAAAGUACAAUAUGCUUAUUCAUAUUUUCAGUAAUAAAACUUGCCUUCCACUUUGUGGGACAGCGACAGAAGAUCAACUGGCGAUGGAACAGCAUGUGCCAAACAGGGAAAAAGUUAAUGGCGAAGUGUCGAAUGCUUAUCCAGGAGAAUCAAGAGCUUGGAAGGCAGCUGUCCCAAGGACGUAUUGCACAGCUUGAGGCAGAAUUGGCUUUACAGAAGAAAUAUAGUGAGGAACUUAAAAGCAGUCAGGAUGAAUUGAAUGACUUCAUCAUCCAGCUUGAUGAGGAGGUAGAGGGUAUGCAGAGUACCAUUCUAGUUCUUCAGCAGCAGUUGAAGGAGACUCGCCAGCAGUUGGCACAGUACCAGCAGCAGCAGUCCCAGGCCUCCAACCCAGGUACCAGCAGGACUCCAUCCUCUGAGCCCACAGAGCAGGGAGAGGCUGUGGGCAAAGACUGCAGCCGCCUGGCAAACGGACCAAGCAAUGGCAGCUCCUCCCAUCAGCGGACGUCUGGGCCUGGAUUUUAUAGGGAGGGUAGCGGCACGGAAGAUGACUUCCCAACUUCUCCAGGGAAUGGUAAUAAGCUGUCCAACCACUCUGAAGAUAGAACUGGUAGAGGAAGUGGUAGCUACAUAAACCAGCUCAGUACUGGGUAUGAAAGUGUAGACUCUCCCACUGGCAGUGAAAACUCUCUCACUCACCACUCAAAUGACACAGACUCCAAUCAUGAUCCUCAAGAGGAGAAAACAGUGAGCAUGAAAGGUAACAGAACUGUGGGUUCUCGUCAUGUCCAGAAUGGUUUGGACUCCAGUGUAAAUGUGCAGGGUUCAGUUUUGUAACAUUUUUCUGCAAAAUUUUUAUACAGUGUCAUUGAAAUUGGGAGAGGAUACUGUCCAGAAGCCGUUUAAAUUAGUGCAUACUUGUCACAAUUUUGCCUUUUUGUGGGUUUCUUUUUGCUUCAAUACCUCUGCCACUUUGGAAAUUUUAACAGUUAAUUACGUUGAAUGUUGCUAAAAGGACGUUUGUGUAGCUCAAGUUAUUUUUAUAUGAGUUAAUGUGAAGUUGAAAUGGAAAUUAUUUCCAUAAAGUAUAACAUAAAUGAUGUCUGUACAAAUCUGUGUAUAUCUAGAACCUGUGCUGUGUAAGGGCAUUCUUACUCAUACUGUUAUACUUAACACCACCUUCAAGAUUUGUCAUAAUAGCUGUGGGUUUAUGACUGCCAAGUUUGCCCAGUACAGUAGUUUUAUCACUAAAAAGAUGGACUUACUGAGGGAGUCCUCUAGUAGUUUCAGUGUUAAUUACAGUUUUUCCCACCAUACAUCUGUGCAUUUUCUCCUUAGGUGACCGAAUGUUUAUGAAUUGUGUGCAUAGUUACUCAGUUUUUAAGAACUGUUGUAUCCUGUUGAUGCAUAUUGCUCUGUGACUCCAAUAUUAUCUUACCUGUACUGACCAAACCUAAAUAAAAACUUUUAAUAAUGUAA